This is a messenger RNA of Papilio xuthus (Asian swallowtail), 3586 nucleotides long. RefSeq names its product activated Cdc42 kinase-like (gene Ack-like). The transcript has 26 exons. Gene Ontology annotation, biological process: protein phosphorylation. NCBI's taxonomy places the organism in Eukaryota, Metazoa, Arthropoda, Insecta, Lepidoptera, Papilionidae. Bases 151 to 3579 code for a protein of 1142 amino acids. The record is from RefSeq and is a predicted model, not a curated record. Gene Ontology annotation, molecular function: protein tyrosine kinase activity; protein binding; ATP binding.
UUAUUGUUUUGUUGGUUGAUCGGUCGACGCGACGUUAAUCCUGAUUAGCCUUUGCAAAUUGCCUAAAAUAUAUAUAUAUAAUAUUUAUUAUUCAAUAAAAAUACUUCAAUAAAUUGUGUUGCAAACGUUGCUUAAAAAGAAGAUCUAAUUAUGGAACAUAUAGGCGACGAACAAGAGAAAUUGAAAAGAUUUCUCCGAGAGGCAGACCUUCAACAAUACUAUAUGGUGUUCAGAGAUGUUCUUAAGAUAAACAAACUUACACAAUUAAAGUAUGUUAUAAGUGGUGAUUUAAAUCAAAUUGGAUUUUCAAAACCUGAGCAGAGGCGAUACAGAAAACAAUAUUCAAGAUACUUUCCAAAUCCAUAUUUAAAUAAACUUAAACAACUUCUAACUGCUAGCAGAAGAAAUGAACCAGUAACCCUUGGUCAUGGUUCUAUUUCUAUUGACUUGCAACCUAACCCAGAAAGUGCUACAGUACCUACCAAACACAUAAUAUCCAUUGAAGAUAUAAAUAUCAACAAAGAGUUAGGUAUGGGACAGUUUGGAGUUGUGCAACAGGGUACUUGGACCACGGGCAAUCAAAGACUGCAAGUAGCUAUAAAAUGCUUAGGCCAAGAACGCAUGACCUCAAAUUCGUCAGAAUUUCUGAAGGAGGCCGCAGUUAUGCACAAUAUUGAGCAUCCUAACAUUGUCAGGUUACAUGGUGUUGUGUUACACCUGGAUUCCUUGAUGUUGGUGACAGAGUUGGCUCCACUCCGUUCACUUCUGGAGUGUCUGCGCGAGGUGUCACUUCGAGCAAGCUUCCCUGUAUCGAACCUUUGUGAGUUCGCACAACAGAUCUGUGAUGGUAUGACUUAUCUAGAAAACAAAAGACUGAUUCAUAGGGAUUUAGCAGCAAGAAAUAUCUUAGUAUUUAGCAAAUAUAGAGUAAAGAUCUCGGAUUUCGGCUUAUCGCGUGCAUUGGGCGUAGGCAAGGAUUAUUAUCAAACUAAUUACAAUGUGAAUCUCAAAUUGCCUGUAGCCUGGUGCGCACCAGAAUGUAUUUUAUAUUUGCGUUUCACUUCGGCAAGCGAUGUCUGGGCGUUCGGAGUUUGCCUUUGGGAGAUGUUUACUUAUGGAUUCCAGCCGUGGGCAGCUUUCUCGGGACAUCAGAUUUUAGAAGCAAUAGAUGAACCAAAUUGUCAAAGAUUGGAAAGGCCUGAAUGUUGCCCUGAUGAAUAUUAUUCCACGAUGUUAGAGUGUUGGGCUCAUGAUCCAAAUUGUAGACCCAAGUUCAAAGAAUUAAUGCCAAAGCUACAUGCAAUACAACCAAUCCAGGUUCAAGCAAUUGCUGAUUUUUUUGAACCACCAGAUGGCAGGCGAAGUAAUUUUCUUGAAUAUAAAGCUGGUCAAGUAAUAACAGUGCUUGGAAAAGAAGAUUUUACACAAUCUUCAAUGUGGUAUGGAGUACUGCCUGGAGGAACAUGUGGUGUGUUUGAUCCCCACGAGACGGAACCAUUGGUAGAAUCAGAGCGAGCUUUGCCUGGUUCAAUGUCACCGUCACGCAACGCAACGCGAACGUCUGCAAUUUCACGUUCUGACCACAAACGUCACACGUACACCGGCAAGAGAACGAUACAUCGUAGCAUGAUAUCCAGUCCCCAAGGUGAUGUGAAGCAUACAGGACACGUUGGUGUAGACGGUGCUGUCUUCGGCGAUAUAGCAUUCCUCGAUCCUGCAGCAUGCACAUCCUGUCAAGUCGUUACACAGUACAAACCAUCGGACGAUUCAGAACAAGUGCCACUUUUAAAUCCUAACUCACCAUCUCACCUAUCUGGAGCAAUGUGUAUGCCGCCUUAUCCUAUUUUAAAAGCCACAUACACAGAAACGAAACACGAUCGUGAUGAAGUUGAUUUAUCAUACACUGAUAAGAAGCACAAAAGUCACAAAAAGAACAAACUUAAAUCACUUUCUGAACCAUCUACAAGCAAGGGUAUUUUCAGUAAGGUCAAAAGUGCAUCACUGGGACGUUAUCACAAGAAUGAUGAUGUCCAGCCGGUGUGCACUUGCUCCGGUAGUGAGGUGCACGAGUACCACGAGAUAUCUGACACUGAUACAGAAGGUACAGCGGCAGAAUUGAUAAAGUACGAUAAUUUUGCAGUACCCGAUAGUCCGAAAAGCUGCAACGACUUUGGACAGAGUUUGAUCGAUGAGAUGGAGCAUCUAUUCCGGAAUCUCGACACCAGAAAACGAGAUGAUGGCAUCGGCAAACAUUUUGAUUUCGACAACGCAAGACCUCACACGCUUAGCAAGGCGGAUAAGAAAAAGGGCGGCAACACAGGGACUAUGAAACUGAUGUCAGCUCAUGACGAGAGAACUCUAGAUACAGCUGUAGCACUUGCCAAUGAGAUAACUACAAAAUCUAUGAAUGACCUUGACGGUGACCAGAGGGCGCCAAGCUCGCCCAAUGAUCGUUCUAAGUUCCAUUUCAAGUUUCCUCUGGUAUCGCUACAUCAGAGCGGAGCUCAUGACGCCGAGUCCGGCAAACAUGAACGGCGUAAUUUCAGCGAAGAAGCAAAAAGCGUACCGGAUCUUCAAUCGACAAUAACAGCGGAAAGCAAACUCGCUUAUACAAGCCUGAUUGAGGAUCCAAUGCCAUCUACAUCUCUCAUUUCUCACAUGGAGAUGACACACAAACCUGCCACCAUACCGAAACCCGCGCCACGUUUUAAAGAACCACGCGCAAACUUUCUGUCUCUGCAGAAACAGCUGCCGAAUAAUAAUCAACCGUCAUCAUCAAAAGAAGCUAUGGGACAGCAAUUGCAUACUAAUCAUGUGAUAAACGAGCUGCCCCUUCCACCGAGAAGUACGAAACCUAAAUUGAUCGAUAAACCAAGACAUAUAAGGAAAUAUCCUUUGAAAUUACCCAACUCCAACCCAAGCCCAGAGGUUGCACCUAAAGCUAUCAACAAUGAUCAAAAUAAUCAGGUUAUUAUAUACCAAAAUGCUGUAACUUGCACAAUGAAACAGAGGAAUGGACAGCAAGAAAACGGUCAAAGGACCUAUGAUCAAGGAGUUGACGUUUUUGAUGGUCCUUCGACUGUUAAUGUGGAUACAAAUCCAUUUACUAAUACGACAGGACAACGCUACCCGAAUCCAUUUAACUCCCCCUUGGAAGCAACAGAUACUGAAGAUGUAUGCACGUGUGAUGAAAUACAAAGGAAAUAUGUUGUCAAAGAUAUUUCCGAAAUAGGUUACUUAUCACAAUACACAAAAAAAACUGAUUAUGUAUCGGUUGAAGAUUUACUUGAAUUUGCGAAUCAAAAGCCUUGCGGUCGGCAGCGUGGUGUUGAGUCUGAUGAAGUUCGGAUCAUGAAUAAGGUGCUAAAAGAAGAGACAACACCAGAGGAAUGCCUUGAAGCUCUUGAGCUGAGCGACUGGAACGUGCACGAGGCCAUCAAAAUAAUAAUGGUAAAGCGAUCGGUGAUCGCCCCGCAAGUGACACUUGAGGAUUGUAUGCGAGGACUCGCUCACACCGCCGGAGACAUAGCAAAAGCUUCCGCUGCCAUUGUUGCAUAUUUAACUGAGAUAAGACAAUAAAUGCUAA